AGGUGUCAAAGUCAGCUACUUAUCAGCAGACGAAUAGACGAUACAAUUAUGCAAUGUCAAAAUAGGGAGAUUAUUUUAAGAGGUUAGUCUUAUCUUGUCAGUGGUUUUAAAAUCUUAAGAUGUGUCAUUGAGUUCUUAGGGGGAUAUUGAAAACUCAACUCAGUUAAACAACAACUAAAUAACAUUGUUUCUGAAUUUUGAACUGAUAUACAGACAUUUUCAAUCAACUUUAGAAGUCAGUCAGGAAUUUAUUUUCCAACAAUGUUCACUGGUAAAGUGGUUCUGAUAACUGGUGCAAGUUCUGGUAUUGGUGCAGCAACAGCAGUUCAUUUUGCCAAGAAUGGUGCAUUUUUAUCUCUUACUGGGCGAAAUCAAGAAAACUUACAGAAGGUAGCAUCUGAAUGUGAGAAGGUUUGUAAAACAAAGCCUUUCUUGGUUAUUGGUGAUCUCUCAAAUGAAUCUGACACUAAAAAUAUAUUGGAAUCAACAGUCAAACACUAUGAUAAACUAGAUAUACUGAUCAAUAACGCUGGAAUCUUGGAAUUAGGCUCAAUUGAGAAUACAUCUUUAGACCAGUAUGAUCGCGUAUUCAACACAAAUGUAAAAUCUAUUUACCAUUUAACUAUGUUGGCCGUCCCUCAUCUUAUUAAAACUAAAGGAAACAUCGUUAAUGUAUCUAGUGUAAAUGGGGUUCGGUCUUUCCCUGGCCUUCUAGCCUAUAAUAUGUCAAAAUCUGCUGUUGAUCAGUUUACUAAAUGUGUGGCUUUAGAGUUAGCAAGCAAGCAAGUAAGAGUUAAUAGUGUUAAUCCAGGUGUCAUCCUUACUGAACUACAAAAAAGAGGUGGAAUUGAUGAGGAAUCGUAUAAGAAAUUUCUGGAGAGAUCCAAAGAAACACAUGCAUUAGGUCGACCCGGCAAUCCUGCAGAAGUUGCAGAUGCGAUUGCAUUUUUGGCAAGUGAACACUCUAGCUUCAUCACGGGAGUAAAUCUGUGUGUUGAUGGAGGACGACAUGCUAUGUGCCCAAGAUAAAUUCUUUGACGAAUGGGAACUAAAACUUUAUUUAAGUUAUAAGUUUUUAUCUUAUCGCCCUACUUUAACUUAAAGCUUUAUCAUCGUUAACAAUUAUAAUUUAAUCUAAACCAACUGUAAUCCUUUGUUAGUCGUAAAAUGUUGAAGACAAAGGUAAAUUUUACUUUAGGGGUUUUCAAGGAUUUUCUACUUUUGAAUUAUUAUUGUUAUAGAUUAUAGAUAGAUGGUGAUAUAAUGUGUGUUGUAAACCCACAAGACUUUAUGCAUUGGUGUACAAUAUACUGUUUUAUAUGAAUAUUGUUAAGAUUAACUAAUACUAAAAUAAAAUAUAUUUUUGUAAGCUAA
Messenger RNA from Homalodisca vitripennis (glassy-winged sharpshooter), 1374 nucleotides. RefSeq names its product 3-oxoacyl-[acyl-carrier-protein] reductase FabG-like. The record is from RefSeq and is a predicted model, not a curated record. Bases 262 to 1029 code for a protein of 255 amino acids. NCBI's taxonomy places the organism in Eukaryota, Metazoa, Arthropoda, Insecta, Hemiptera, Cicadellidae. The transcript has a single exon. Gene Ontology annotation, molecular function: oxidoreductase activity.